This is a messenger RNA of Neurospora tetrasperma FGSC 2508, 881 nucleotides long. RefSeq lists its product as uncharacterized. Lineage: Eukaryota; Fungi; Ascomycota; Sordariomycetes; Sordariales; Sordariaceae. The coding region runs from base 1 to 870 and encodes 289 amino acids. The transcript has a single exon. Gene Ontology annotation, molecular function: 3'-5'-RNA exonuclease activity. The record is from RefSeq and is a predicted model, not a curated record.
AUGACGCUCCCAGAAUCGCCGGCCCCGGGUUCUGCUCAACUCCAUAUCCGAUUUGUGUCGUUCAACAUCCGCUUCGCUACCGAUAAUCCUGUUCCUGGAGAGCAACCAUGGACUGACCGUCGGCCAAGGCUUUGUGCUCAACUCAACUUUCUUACCUCUGGCCAUGACUCAACAUUUCUCUGCCUCCAAGAAGUCCUUUACUCACAGCUUCUUGAUAUCCAGGAUUCUCUCGGUCCGUCGUGGAGCCAUAUUGGCCGGGGCCGAGAAGACGGCAAACUGGCUGGCGAGUUCUCACCCAUCUUUUUCCGAGUGGACGAAUGGGACUGUCAAGACUGGAAGACGUAUUGGCUUUCCGAGACUCCAGAAAGGCCGUCGAUCGGUUGGGAUGCUGUCCUUGAGAGAAUCGUGACCGUCGGAUCAUUCCGCCACAAGACGACAAGCAAAGCGGUCAUUGUUAUGAGUACCCACUUUGACCACCGAGGGCAAAUUGCGAGGGAAGAAAGCUCUAAGCUCAUUCUCAUGCUGGCCUCCGAAUGGAGACGAACGUAUCGUGACUCUUAUCCUCCAUUGGUUCUGGGCGGCGACCUCAACAGUACCCCAACAGACCAGGCAUACAAAACGUUGACCUCAUCUGAAUCGGGACUGCAAGACACAUCUGCAGUUUUUCCAGAUGAACUAAAGUACGGCAACCGCGACAUUACAUACACGUCUUUUGGCGAGCCAGACGAGGAGCCAAAGACCAUCGAUUUUCUCUUUGUCCAGAGACCACCAACCCUCAUACUAAGGUUGUUUGGAAUUCUGCCAAAUAAAUUUGACGAUGGUCUCUUCCUGUCUGACCACCGACCUAUUUUUGUGGAUAUGGAGGUGUGAUCCAGGAAAUG